AUGGAUCGAGACCACGCGUCGAGCGGGACGGGCGACGGCUCGGGCACGCACGCGACGUCGCGAACGAACGCCGAGGGGUCGCUGACGGAACGCGUGAAGCACGCGGUGCGGUCGAUGAGCGCGAACGAGUACUCGUGCGUGAAGUCGACGUUGCCGACGUUUGCGUCGAUAAAGCGGAAACAUUUGGAGCGGUUGGUCAGGGCGACGUGGGCGAGCGAAUUCGAGGCGGAAAACGCGGAGGAGAUCGCCAGGGCGUUGGCGCGGGUGAACGUCUUGCGCUCGCCGCUGAGCGCUCUGCGACGAGCGGGAUUGCUUCACGCGUUGGCUCGUUACGGAUCGAACUCGAUGCUGUAUCCGCUGUACGCGUGGAGAGAGAAAUUGUUUGAUGAACCCCUCGAAGCGUAUUCGAGCGAUGAUAGGAGUGAGUUAGCCCGAGCGAGAAGGAAGAUGUGCGCGGAGUUCAAUCGAGGAGCGGGGGCGAAAGAUCGUCAGGGGCAGAACGCGUGCGCGGGACUUGUCGCGCCGUGCGCGGCGCUCGUGCGAGCAAAAGUGAAAUUUCACAGGCACUUCGUGGCUUUUGAGAAUAAUUACAGCGUCGACGCGCGAGAAGAAGUUUUGUUGGAUGACGAGGAUGACAUCGGGAUGAGUGAUCCGAUCUCGUCGCUGAGCCUGUGUGCGCUCAUCGCGAUUUCUGGCAAGGCGCGGCGCGUGCUCGACGUCGCCGCGCCACUGUUACCGGAUUUGUCUGAAUGGGUGACGGAGGCGAACGCGGCAGAUGGGUUACAAUGGGCCGAACUCGUCGCCUUUGUCGCUCGGAUGGCGCUUCAAGAGGCGGAUUUAGCGUACGGAGCAGCGCUGUUCGUGGCGGCAACGCUCGCCGAGGAGAAGCGAUUAUCGGAGAGCGACAACGAGAAAUUCCAGGUUGAGUACGACGCGCUGCGUCAGUGCUUCGCCGUGGCGCGCUCGAAAGUUUAUCUCCACGAAGAGAGUGUGCACGAACUCGGUGUGAACGCGCCGGACUUUUUGGAGACGGAGACGGAUAUCAAAGAAAUUCUCAGCGCAAACGCACCAGCGAAGAAGCACGUUUUGGAUACGACGUUCAUCAAUCUGAUGGACGCCGACGUGAGCGGAGAGCCAAUGUCGGUAACGUACGCAACGCCGGUGGUGGGAGAGACGCCCCCUCUGAUUGAGUUCGACGGCCCGGGAAGCCAUGCGGUCGACUGGUACAACCCAUUUGGUCUGGCGCCACCGCAAGAUUUGGGCGUCAGGCCAGGUCACAGACGGAAACCGAGCGAUUUCGAUCUGGAGGCUUUCGCGGCUCCGCUUGAGUUCACACCGCUGCAGAGCGGGCCGGCGUCCGAGUUGACUUACGUCGACCCUUUCGCGACGCCGGCGAACGCACCAAACGCGGACGCAUUGGACAUGAACGCGCUUACGCAGCUGUUGGGAACUCCAAAGCGGAUGCCAUCGCCAUCGCGGCAGGGCGCGCACACGCCUCAGAAACCACCACGAAGCCCGAUGCACCAGCCGGAUUGGUUUGUCGAGAUCCCUUUGGCGGAGUUGGAAUUCGGUCGCCAAAUUGGGCGCGGCGCGUUCGGCGAAGUUUUCCGAGGAAAAUUCCGUGGCACCGAUGUCGCCAUCAAACGUCUGUGUGUCCUCGAUGGUUCUGCCGCUGCGCCGAUGAUGACUAGCGAAGAGACGUCCGAUGACCGUGGUCUCGCCGAGUUCAAACGCGAGUUAUCGUUUCUCUCUCGCUUGCGUCAUCGACACAUUGUGCAAUUCAUCGGCGCUGCGACGGAGCCGCCAAACUUGUGCAUCGUCAUGGAUUAUUGCGACAAAGGUUCGCUGUACGCGUACUUGCACAAUCAGUCGAAGACACUCUCGGCGUUCAAGGUGUUGAAGUGGAUGAGCGAAGCCGCGAAAGGAUUGGUGUACCUUCACGCGAGCGGAAUAAUUCACAGAGACGUCAAAUCCGGAAACUUGUUCAUCGACGACGGCGGGUCGAUUAAGAUCGGAGACUUUGGCCUUUCGAAGUUCCACAGCGGCGCUUCUACGAGCGGGGGUAUGAUGUCCGUCGUAGGCACGUAUCAGUUCAUGGCGCCCGAGCUCCUAAAUGGACAACCUCGGUACACCUCGGCGGUCGACGUCUACAGUUUUGGCAUCGUCAUGUGGGAGUGUCUCACCAGAGAGGAACCGUUCGUCGGGCUAUCGCCGAUGCAAAUAGUCGCCGCACUUCUUCGUGGCGAAAGGCCCGGAGACGGCGCAACUGAAACGAACGACAUGGAACUCCCUGAGGAGUACCUCGAGCGAAUGCGCGCGUGUUGGGACGCCGAACCCGGCGUUCGGCCGGCGAUGAAAGACGUCGCCCCCGAGCUCGAGCGUCUCUUCCUCAACGAGAAGCGUCGCGUACUCGCCGCGAAACGCGCCGUCGACCAAACGCCCUCGCUCAUUUAG
Molecule: messenger RNA, 2454 nt
Organism: Ostreococcus tauri
Lineage: Eukaryota; Viridiplantae; Chlorophyta; Mamiellophyceae; Mamiellales; Bathycoccaceae
Product: Serine/threonine-protein kinase, active site
Exons: 1
Coding region: 1-2454 (817 amino acids)
Biological process (GO): protein phosphorylation
Molecular function (GO): protein kinase activity; ATP binding
Source: RefSeq, a predicted model, not a curated record